CUCGGCAGUGGUGGUCUGGGAAUGGCUGAACGAGCACGGCCGCUGGCGUCCCUACAGCCCGGCGGUGAGCCACCACAUCGAGGCGGUGGUCCGUGCCGGUCCCCGCGCCGGGGGCAGCGUGGUGCUGGGCCAGGUGGACAGCCGUCUAGCGCCCUACAUCAUCGAUCUGCAGUCCAUGAACCAGUUCCGCCAAGACACGGGGACCCUCCGCCCAGUUCGCCGCCACUACUACGACCCAUCCUCAGCCCCCGGGAAGGGCGUGGUGUGGGAGUGGGAGAAUGACAACGGUUCCUGGACGCCCUAUGACAUGGAGGUGGGCAUCACCAUCCAGCACGCCUACGAGAAGCAGCACCCCUGGAUCGACCUCACGUCCAUCGGCUUCAGCUACGUCAUUGACUUCAGCACCAUGGGCCAGAUCAACCGGCAGACCCAGCGCCAGCGCCGGGUCCGCCGACGUCUCGACCUCAUCUACCCUAUGGUCACCGGCACCCUGCCGAAGACUCAGUCCUGGCCGGCCAGCCCUGGGACGGCCACCUCGCCCCCGGCACCACCCUGCUCCUGUCCGCAGUGUGUCUUGGUGAUGAGCGUCAAGGCGGCCGUGGUCAACGGGAGCCACGGGCCCCUGCAGCCCACAGCCACCCGCAAGAAUGUGCCCCCCUCUGGAAUGGUCAAGCUGCCCCCACCACCAGGCCCUGGGGCCAAGCCACUGGACAGUACCGGCACCAUUCGAGGCCCAGUGAAGACCGCCCCAUCGCAGACGAUCCGGCGACAAGCCUCUGGCACACCAGCUGGGGCAACUGCAGGCUCUCCUGCCAGCCCCCCAGGAGCCAACAGCAAGACCGGGAGGGUGGCCCUGGCUACCUUGAAUCGAACCAACCUGCAGCGACUGGCCAUCGCCCAGUCCCGGGUGCUGAUCGCCUCCGGGGUCCCCACUGUCCCAGUGAAAAACUUAAAUGGUUCCAGUCCCGUCAACCCUGCCUUGGCUGGAAUCACAGGGAUCCUCAUGAGCGCAGCUGGAUUGCCUGUAUGUCUCACCAGGCCGCCAAAGCUGGUCCUGCACCCACCUCCCGUCAGCAAGAGCGAAAUCAAGUCCAUUCCUGGGGUUUCCAACACGAGCCGCAAGACCACCAAAAAACAAGCCAGGAAAGGUAAAACGCCAGAGGAAGUGCUGAAGAAGUAUCUGCAGAAGGUCCGGCACCCGCCAGAGGAGGACUGCACCAUCUGCAUGGAGCGCCUCACCGCUCCCUCGGGCUACAAGGGCCCACAGCCCACGGUCAAGCCUGACCUGGUAGGAAAGCUGUCCAGGUGUGGCCACAUCUACCACAUCUACUGCCUGGUCGCCAUGUACAACAAUGGGAACAAGGACGGGAGUCUGCAGUGCCCAACCUGUAAGACCAUUUAUGGGGUGAAGACAGGCACCCAGCCUCCAGGGAAGAUGGAGUACCACCUCAUCCCCCACUCCUUGCCUGGCCACCCAGACUGCAAAACCAUCCGGAUUAUCUACAGCAUCCCCCCGGGCAUUCAGGGGCCAGAACACCCAAACCCUGGCAAGAGUUUCAGCGCCCGUGGCUUCCCACGACACUGUUACCUUCCAGACAGCGAGAAAGGGAGAAAAGUUCUCAAGUUGCUCCUCGUGGCCUGGGAUCGCCGUCUCAUCUUUGCCAUCGGUACCUCCAGCACCACGGGCGAGUCUGACACGGUCAUCUGGAAUGAGGUGCACCACAAGACAGAGUUUGGCUCUAAUCUCACCGGCCAUGGCUACCCGGAUGCCAAUUACCUGGAUAACGUGCUGGCCGAACUGGCUGCCCAGGGCAUCUCUGAGGACAGCACUGCCCAGGAGAAAGACUGAGGCUGGAGAGGCGUGGGGGUGGGAGGGGCUGUGGGGCCACAGGGCAGGAACAGGGAGAGUCCGGGUGGAAGUUGAUGCCAGGCCCUCCCUACUCCCUCAUCCUCCCUCACCCUGCCUCUAUCCGCCAUCCCACCGCGACUGGGAGGGGAGGCAGAUUGCAUAAGGUGACAUGAUUCAUAAACCUCAUCCGACAAAAGGGGACAUGGGGUGAUGGCCAUCCUGGGUCUGUUCCUGUGGAGUUUUCGGUGCUGGGUAGGCAAGAAUCCCCACCCCCUCCAUCCCUCAAGUGGGGGGCACGGUCAGCACACUCGGGUGUGGACAGUGCGUGGCGCUGCACACCCUGCCUUGUGAAGCUGAGGUCUCUGGCCUCCGCUGGCUUCUAGCUGCUUCCACUCUGCUUUGAGAGCGGAGUUUCCGCUUUUCUCUCCUCCACUGAGGCAGAGAGCUCUCACUGUGCAAGGUGGGUGGGGGGCACCAAGGGGUGGACCGCGAAACUGCUGUGACAUCAGAUCCUGGAUGCCUUGGUGUGGGGCGAGCAAGUGCUUCUUGCUGACAGGGUCAGGGAGGCAGACGCCCCUGGGAGCGGGUUCAGCUCUCUCCAUCGUCCUCUGGGCUUCUCUGGGCCCUCUCUUCCCCCUCACACCUGUGACCUGUCCAAAGAGGCAUCGGGUUCUUUUGCAUGGAUGGAUGGACUCUGGGAUUCUUCUCUGGGCUGGCAUCCUGUGAUGCCGUUUCCAGCCCCUCUCUGAUCAAACCAGAGCCUGCGUCCCACUGGGCAUCUGCACUGUCCUCAGGGAGAGGAGCCCACAGCCUUCUGCCCAACUCAUUCCAGACCAGCUCAAAGAUUCCACGAGUUUCAUGGAUUCACUGUGAGUGGGGCCCAUGCUGGGCCCUGUGCCGUCUGUGUACGAGCCUAUGUGUGUGUGGGUGUGUGCGUGUCAUGGGCCGCGUUGGUGGACAGUCCAUCCCAUCAUGACCCUGAAAUCUAUUUUGCAAGAUGCCAAACCCUAGUUCUGAGGGAUGAAACUGCCAGGGUGUGGUCCCUGGACUUUCCUCUUCUUGCCAAUCCAUCUCAUGAUAAACGUGCAACCUGAUGGAGGUAGAAUUGUGCUUAGGGGGAUGUGUGGAGGUGAGACCUGGACCCACACCUUUUUCUAUUUCUGUUCAAGACGGAAUCAGAGCCAACCUCCGUCCAAUCUUGUUUUUAUGAGGGUUUCAAUCUGUACCCGUGCAAAUUUGCUAGGUAAGCCUAGAGAUGGUGCUGGGCCCCUCAUCUGUCCCACAGAUGGACCUCCAACAUGGUAAAAGCCUCUAGUUCAUUCCUAACAGGGUUGGGACCACAUUAUGUUCUGGUCCGAAGUGCAUCUGGGUUGUAUCCCAAGACCCUGUCUCUCUCCCCUCAACAUCCUCUUGCCUUUGGCUCCAAUAAUGGAUUGAGGAUCGGGGAGAACAGGGCUUCUCAAGAAGGGAAACCCAAUUCUCCCUUUUGAAAGUGGGUUCUUUGAACUAUGUGUUUGGGGGAAGUUCCUCUGGAUACUAAUUUGAAUUUAUAUACCUCAUGUUUUGGGGGUUUGACGUAUACAUAUAUAUGCAUAUAUAUAUUUCAUAAAAUUAGGAAGGUUUUUGAUGCUGGAAAAAAAAAUGAAACAAAAGAACCUUCCACAGUGGUACUUAAGUUAGAACUGGAGGCCAAGGUUUCAUAACAGCAGCUCUGCAGCUGCUUGCUGUUAGUCCUGCAGCCACUUUGACAUAAGUGUGACGAGUGGAUUCACCUGUCACCAGUUCCUUGGGACUUACUGGUGCUGAGUCUUUCUUUACUCCCAUUUGGCUACAGGGACCAUAAUUGGCCACAUCAGAGGGAGCUCUGAGAGGAGGAAUUAUUCCUGCCACCCUUAAUCCAGUCUCCCCCAGCAGUGGGAAGCUAUAUUGCAGAUGAAAAGACUGGUCCUGAGUUCACUGCCCCUGGGGCAUAAGUUCCUACCACAGUCAGGAAGGAAACAUUAGAACCAAAUGACAGAGAUGUCCCUGCAGAGUGUAAUGUCACACUGCCAAGUCAUCACAUGCCAGAGAUCAUCCUCUGGGCUUCUCUGGGCCCUCUCUUCCCCCUCACACCUGUGACCUGUCCAAAGAGGCAUCGGGUUCUUUUGCAUGGAUGGAUGGAACUCGGGGAUUCUUCUCUGGGGUAGCGUCCUGUGAUGCUGUUUCCAGCCCCCGUAAGCGUCCUACCAUUGCCCUUGUCCAGUAUCUUCUGGGCUUCUAGGCCACAGGGAUGAGGAACAAGACCCAGGGCCUGUGUGUAGGAAAAUUCAGGAAGCUCGAGUGGAAAAGAAACGCAGACCUGCUCCGACAACUGGAAAUGGGCAGCGGGGCGACCCUUCAUCAGGCAGAAGGACAAGGACUGGAGAUGAUAUAUAAGGGAGUCAGGAGGCAGUGGCAAUACCGAUUGGAGAGGGGGUCUUCAUGCCUUCAAGCCCCCCACCCCCACCCCACCCCACCCCAGGUCUUGGAUGUGUUUGUGCCCCAUUUCUCGUCCUCUCUGAGGAUGCUCGGUAGGGGCUACCUCACCCUCAAGCUGCUCUUCUUGUGGAGCUUUCUGGGCAGAAAGGAUCUUGGAUUUCCUUUCUAACACUGUGCUAGGCAAGGCGGUGGGGGGUGGGCACUCCCUUGCCCCUUAUCUUGUGCCAACGUGGGAAGGCAGAGUCUUGGUUUCCGAGAGAAGCCUGCCAGCAGAGCCCUGUGUGCCCACUACUGGGAAGCAGGGUGUUUCCCGCUAGAAUCCCGACUGUGCGCUCUGGGCCCAAGCAGGGGCUCUCGGGCUGUUCUUUUCAUGGGCUUAGCACCAGCCCCAGAGUCUCCAGGGAUGACCCACGGGAUCAGAGACAGACCUUCUCAGAUGCUCAUCCUUUAAAAGGUUAUGUGGUGUGUACGUGGUGGCGUGUGCCUUUGUGUUUUCAUUCCCUUCCCCCUUUUUGUAAAAACUGAACAUGUCUGUGGUUUUAUACUUGGUCAAAAGUGCUCGUCCUGGUAUGGCACUAUUGUGUGCAUGAGAGGACCGGGGGAAGGCCUCUGCGGUGCAAGAAAGGCCCCCGGCCCCGUUUCCUUGUCUGUGAUCCCUGGCAUUUGAGUGGGGGGGUUCUGGAAGAGACAGGUGAAUGUCCAAAUGUGAUUGUCGCGUGUGUACACUGCUGUGUUUUGAAGUUCUUUGGUAUUACUCUGAGAGGACAUCGCCACCUGGUGCUCAUGAGGUGUAUGUGCAGAAGAAUAAAUGGCAAAUGAACAACCACAAACAGUUGUUCCUGGGAGCCUUCUGCUUUUUGCCAGACUAGUGCACCUGGGAAGCAUCUGGGUUACUUCCUCGGUCUGUAACCAACCACAAACCCUUCCACAAGAUAAGGGGAAAGUCUCUUUUCUCUAAUUUUCUUUGUCCACUUCUUUUCUUUUCUCUAAUUUUCUUUGUCCACUUCUUUUCUACCCACACAUUUGACCUGACUUGACUCCUUGCUCCCCCAGAGAAACAGACCACAUGGCAAGGGAAAUGGGAAGGUGAACCGUGUGGGAGAAAGGUCAUCUUUGAAAUCAUGAAUGUUGACUUCUUAAAUGUCCCUCCACCUGACUACAAUACAGUGUGUGUUUUAAUCAUUUCUAGACUGCCGUUUUUCAAAUAAAUGUGUACUAUUAAUCAUUCCACUAUUGAUAAGAACACAAAAAUAAAAUGCAGAUGCAGAACCACCAAUGUCACCAAAA
Messenger RNA from Ictidomys tridecemlineatus (thirteen-lined ground squirrel), 5593 nucleotides. RefSeq names its product deltex E3 ubiquitin ligase 4 (gene Dtx4). Gene Ontology annotation, molecular function: zinc ion binding. Gene Ontology annotation, biological process: Notch signaling pathway; protein ubiquitination. Lineage: Eukaryota; Metazoa; Chordata; Mammalia; Rodentia; Sciuridae. The record is from RefSeq and is a predicted model, not a curated record.